Messenger RNA from Arabidopsis arenosa, 3848 nucleotides. Lineage: Eukaryota; Viridiplantae; Streptophyta; Magnoliopsida; Brassicales; Brassicaceae. The record is from the annotation of a GenBank genome assembly.
CGCUUUUCAAACUUAUUCGACUAGACAAGCUCGGACUUUUCUGAAUUCAUGGGUAAGACCAAGUAUAAACCUGUGGAGGAUGUGAACUCUGAAGUGGUGGAUGAUGUUGAGAUAGCAGAGGAAGUAGAAGAACAGAGAAACGACGGAGAAAUAGAAGAAGAAGAGACACCUAAAAGUUUCGAAGAGCUAGGGCUUGAUUCUCGUCUAAUUCGUGCCCUAACUAAAAAGGGUAUAGAGAAACCAACCCUUAUUCAGCAAUCAGCCAUUCCUUACAUUCUGGAAGGAAAAGAUGUGGUUGCUAGGGCAAAGACUGGUUCAGGUAAGACCUUGGCUUACCUUUUGCCAUUGCUUCAGAAGCUGUUUUCAGCAGAUUCUGUGAGCAAGAAGAAGCCUGCUCCUUCUGCAUUUAUUCUUGUUCCAUCUCGAGAAUUAUGUCAACAGGUUUAUACAGAGGUUUCUUCGCUUAUUGAGCUGUGUAGGGUUCAGCUGAAAGCAGUGCAGUUGACUAGUAGCAUGUCUGCAUCUGAUAUGCGUAAUGCAUUGGCUGGACUGCCUGAGAUUCUUGUCUCCACACCUGCUUGUAUUCCGAAAUGUUUUGCUGCUGGAGUUUUAGAGCCCACUGCUGUCAGUGAAUCACUUGCAAUUCUGGUUCUUGAUGAGGCAGAUCUUUUGUUGUCAUAUGGAUAUGAAGAUAAUCUAAGGUCGGUAACUUCAAUAAUCCCAAGGCGUUGCCAAUGCCUUCUUAUGUCGGCUACCACAAGUUCUGAUGUGGAAAAAUUGAAGAAAUUGAUUCUGCACAACCCAAUCGUUCUGACCUUGACAGAAGAGAAUAACAAGGAAGAGGCCGUCCCAAGUAAUGUUCAGCAGUUUUGGAUUUCUUGCAGUACUCAGGAUAAACUGCUUCACAUUCUUGCUCUCUUGAAGCUAGAGGUUGUUCAGAAGAAAAUUCUGAUAUUCAUCAAUACGAUUGACAUGGGAUUCAGGUUGAAAUUAUUCUUGGAAAAGUUUGGAAUCAAGUCUGCAAUUUUAAACGGGGAGUUGCCUCAGAAUUCUCGGCUUCAUAUCCUUGAGCAAUUCAAUGCAGGUCUUUUCGAUUACUUGAUUGCCACGGAUGAUAAUAGCCAGACUAAAAAACAAAAGGAAGAGACUAAAGGUGAGGAUAACAAGGAGAACAAUAAAAACAAGAAGCGUAGCAAACCAAAGCUGGAUGCUGAGUUCGGUGUAGUUAGGGGAAUUGAUUUCAAAAAAGUUCACACGGUCAUAAACUUUGAUAUGCCUCAAAGUGUUACUGGAUAUAUUCAUCGAAUUGGGCGUACAGGGAGAGCAUAUAGCAGCGGUUCUUCUGUUUCUCUUGUUUCUCCUGAUGAGGUGGAAGGGUUUGAAGAUAUAAAGUCCUUCUUAGCAAGUGAGAAGAACAAGGAUAGUGAUAUUAUCACACCCUUUCCUUUGUUGACCGAAAAUGCUAUAGAGAGUCUUAGAUAUAGAGCUGAGGAUGUUGCAAAGAGUGUUACAAAGAUUGCAGUUCGAGAGUCUCGAGCUCAGGAUUUGAGGAAUGAGAUAAUCAACUCGGAAAAGUUAAAAGCUCAUUUUGAAGCUAAUCCACGAGACUUGGAUCUGUUGAGACAUGACAAGCCUCUGAGUAAGACUGCACCUGCACCACAUCUAAAGGACAUCCCUGAGUAUCUAGUGGACCCAAAGACUCAAGAAGCAAGCAAGAUGGUAAAAUUAGCUAGAGCCGCAAUGGGCAACACUAGGAGAUCUGGUGGAGGCGGUGGUCGCAACAACAAAAACAAGAAACGGUCCAGAAAAGGCAACGACCCACUCAAAACCUUCAACCCCAAUGGAUCUAAGAGAGGACACGGUGGCGGUGUUGGCCAGAAGAAGGAUGGCAAAGAUUCUAGCGAUGGCUCGACCAAGAAACAGAAAACAAUCGACCGGCAAAAAGAUGUGUCCAAUGAGGAAAAAAACCUAACUGAUCUCGAAAAAUCCGACGGUUCACAUUUCCCUGGCGAUGACUACCGUCCGUCCGAUCGCAAAAACUGGAUGGCCGGUCUUACGUUGGAGAAACUAACUCUAAACAAGAUCGUGUGGCCAGGAACGCAUGAUUCAGCCACCAACGAUAUCGGAAUACCUCUGAUCUCUCGUCCCUUGGCUGAAUGCCAAACGCUCUCUAUCUACGAGCAGCUCGUCCUCGGGACACGUGUCCUCGAUAUCCGUGUGCAAGAGGAUCGCCAAAUCUGCCACGGGAUUCUGACGUCAUACGAUGUUGAUGUGGUCAUUGAUGACGUUAUCAGAUUCUUGUCGGAGACUCACUCGGAGAUCCUAAUCUUGGAGAUAAGGACUGAGUUUGGACACAAAGACCCUCCGGAGUUCGAGACUUACUUGGCGGACAAGUUAGGUCAAUUUUUGAUACAUCAAGAUGAUAACUUGUUCAACAAACCGGUUUCAGAGAUUUUGCCGAAAAGGGUUAUUUGCAUCUGGAAACCGAGAGAGUCUCCGAAGCCGAGCCGUGGUGGAAUUCUCUGGAACUCAGAUUAUCUAAAAGAUAAUUGGAUCGAUACGGAUCUUCCAUGGACGAAAUUCCAGAGCAAUUUGAAGCAUCUGACGAGAAUUGUUGCUGAAGAAGUUAUAAAUCCAGCGGUAUCGAUCAUCCAAAACCAGCUCCAGCGGCCACGAGACGUCCUUGAGCAACAACAAAUCCUAGACAAUCUCCAAGAAUCUAAUGGUUCGCAUUUCCCCGGGGAUGACUACCACUCGCCCGACCGGAAGAACUGGAUGGCGCAUCUCUCUGUGGAUAAACUAACCCUUAACAAGAUCGUGUGGCCAGGAACGCACGACUCAGCCACCAACGGAAUCGGGGACCCUGUGUUCACUCGUUGGUUGGGUGAAUGCCAAACGCUUUCCACCUUCGACCAGCUAGUUCUUGGAACACGCGUCCUCGACAUCCGUGUACAGGAGGACCGCAGUGUCUGCCAUGGAGCUCUGUCGUCGUACAACGUUGAUGUCGUCCUCAAUGACGUCAUCAGAUUUUUGUCGGAGACCCAAUCUGAGAUCAUAAUCCUGGAGAUAAGGACCGAGUUUAAAAAGAAAGACCCUUUGGGAUUCGAGGCUUACUUGAUAGACAAAUUGGGUCAAUUCUUGAUACAUCAAGACGAUAACUUGUUCGACAAACCGGUAUCAGAGAUUUUGCCGAAAAGGGUUAUUUGCAUCUGGAAACCAAGAGAGUCUCCGAAGCCGCGCCGUGGUGGACUUCUCUGGAACUCAGAUUAUCUAAAAGAUAAUUGGAUCGAUACAGAUCUUCCAUGGACGAAAUUUCAGAGCAAUUUGAAGCAUCUGAGCGAACAGCAACCGAUAUCUUCUAGAAGAUUCUUUUACCGGGUUGAGAACACGGUUACUCCGCAAGCAGAUAAUCUGGUUGUUGGGGUUAAACCGGUGACUGAUCGAAUCCGAAAACACGCAAGGCUAUUUAUAUCUCAGUGUGUUUCCAGGGGAUGUGGAGAUAAGUUGCAAAUUCUAUCGACUGAUUUCGUUGAAGGAGAUUUCGUGGAUGCCUGCGUUGGACUCACUUAUGCAAGAAUCGAAGGGAAAGUAUGACAGAUAUCGGAGUUUGACAAGCAUUGAAACCAGUAUAUUUCUUUGGUUUUGGAUUACGUGUUCUGUAAGUUACAUUAUUUAGAAAGGCGUCUGUGUCAUCUUCGCCGAUGAACUUAAUGCAAAGUGUGUGUAGCCUUUUUAUUUCUCUUUGUUCAUAGUAUCUUAGAUUAGUAAAUAAUUUGAGCUCUACCGUUCUCCUUGAGUGAAUAUGUUUUAGUAGAUGAUUAACACAAGUAUAAAACACCUAAUUCUGU